Molecule: messenger RNA, 657 nt
Organism: Papaver somniferum (opium poppy)
Lineage: Eukaryota; Viridiplantae; Streptophyta; Magnoliopsida; Ranunculales; Papaveraceae
Product: F-box/kelch-repeat protein At3g06240-like
Exons: 1
Coding region: 1-657 (218 amino acids)
Source: RefSeq, a predicted model, not a curated record
AUGGUGAACAUACCAUGGGAUUUUCUUGAUAAACGGUGUGAGGUUCAGGUGUAUACACUAAGAUCAAAUUCAUGGAGAAGACUUGAGGACAUCCAAAUUGUUAUAUGUGGUUAUAUUAGAAUACCUGAUAUGGCUCGUUUACCUGUUAACGGAGGUCUUCACUGGAAAGCGUUUAGUGGGGACAGGCGCACGGAAAUCAUUCUUCGCUUUGAUUUUGAGAACCAAGAGUUCGAUCAGCUUCCUAUACCUGAUGUAGGAAAUCAUGAUAAUAACCAAGGGUGUUUGUGUGUUUUAGGAGGAUCUCUUUGGUUUCUUAAUAAGUAUGGGUGUAAUCUAGAGUUCUGGGAGUGGAAGGACAAUGGGGUGAAGAAAUCAUGGAUCCAUCCGUUCACCUUUGACAUGGAUAAAUUUAACGACAUGGACGAUUUGACUCCCUUGUGGUUGUUAGACAAUGGAAAAUUUUUGUUUGGUGUACAUGAUGCCGAUGCUUCUUUGCGUUUUGUUCUGUAUGACCCAGUACAUGAGACAACUAGAAAUCUGAAGACCUGCCAGGGUAUAUCAGCUUCAUCUUUCCCUACUUCUGUCUAUGUAGAGAGUCUAAUUUCCAUCGACACUGGUUCAUAUCUAGGGAAAGUCGGAGGAGGACGACGACAAUGA